Messenger RNA from Amoebophrya sp. A25, 872 nucleotides. Lineage: Eukaryota; Dinophyceae; Syndiniales; Amoebophryaceae. The record is from the annotation of a GenBank genome assembly.
GUAGGCCUCGCUCGUGAUCGUGAGCACGCUGCGCGUGUUUGAGAUGAUUUCAAAAGGCCGCAGUAGGAAGAGGCAUUGCCGUUGAGGCAAAAUGCCUGGUCACCUUCCCACAGAUACGCGCUCGCCAGGCUCUACGACGCGGUGGUUUUUAUAUCCGAGAAGGCCUCGUCGUUGGGGGCAGAAUCGAGCAAAGCGCACAAUGCGGAACCGGUGCAAAAGUGACGAUUCUAUUGAGGUGUAUUGUCAACACUCAAAUACAGGAAGAGCACGAUAUGUUUUCAACAAUUAUCCGCACAGCAGCAGACCAACAGGGCCAACGGGCGACGCCAGCAUCUUCAUUCAGUACUGCCCGUGAUAACUCUUCGUUUCCCAUGAUGCUAGCAGAGGGAAGCAGCAACCCGCUCGUCGCUGCCUUUUCUCUAGACAGCCACAGCAGAGGAGAUUAUCAUCGAGAGGAGGAGCAAUCGUCAUUGACAGCAGAGCCAAAGAAAGUGUUGCGACCUGAGGCACGAGGAAAGUUGGACGUGUCCGCGAGUGAAAAGAAACAAUUAAGUACUAAAUGAUAAGAUGACCAACAAGAUGGAGAUUGUGGUCAACAAUGAGCCAGACGAGGCCAGUUUUCUAGACGAGGACCUCCUAAAAAGCAAGGCACGCGGGGAUCCGACUGAAGAAAGUGAGGCAACGCCUGUUGCUCCUGUUGUUGAAGCUUUGAAAGAUAAAACAAAGGCUGACGUCUGUAACACGAAAAAAAAGACGGAAAAAAUUUUGAGAUGCUAACUUCCAGCGAAAACAUUUUGAGGCGCAAAGGAAAUGAUAACAGCGAACCCGAGGCUGACGCCGAACAAUGCUGCGAUUUGCAGUGCGAAACCGAC